AUGGCCUCCAACAACAGAGAUCCCGUCGUUGGAUCUGUCGACAACGAUAACUCUCCGAUUGUGCAGCGUGCAAUUGCCUUCGGCAAAGCCAUCCCAGAUUUGGUGAAGGAGUGUGAACGAGCCGGAGAAGCGAGAGCCAGCUCACGUCUCGCUUCAAAAAUCGAUCAGCAGGAGUCUACCAUCAAAACCCUCGAAGGCUGGUUUAAGCUUUCAGAGGAGAAUAAUGCUGAGCUCAAAGAAUGCCUCACAGCCUCAGAGAAGCAAAUCGCUUGUCUCAGAAGGCUCCUUACAGUCUCGAAGAAACGCACCGCUGAAGUUAAGGCAAAGGCUCAGGUCGAUGCUGAUGCUCGCAUCGCUCAGCACACGUCUGAUCUCGAAGCUCGCAAUGCGCAAAUGGUCGAGACCGUUGCAGAGACCGUGGAAAAGCUAAAGAGAGAUGCGGCAGCUCGAGUCGCCGCCGCUGAGACUCAUUCCCAGGACUGCAUCGACGAAUACCGGGACAACACUGAUUCUCAGUUCCGACAGUUGUCUCGGGAGCUUGAUCGUCACAUUGACAUGCUUGGCCUUGCCCGAAAGCAUACCGGAUGGGUAGCACACAAACUGUUUCUUCUUCAAAGUGAGGUGAAGAAAAACACACGCGUUCACAACAAAACCGCUCUAGCGGAUUGUCUGAAAGAGAUGUUUGAGGAGCUCGCUAAGUACAGAAACGAUUGCGAUGUCUUCCUCGACAACGGCCUCGUAGACGACGGUGAGCCAGACUGGGGGCCUGUACCUGACGACGAGGGUGGCGCUCUCCUCAACAGAUCCUAUGGCAAGUCCUCCAUAGCCACCCCAGCCAACAACAUUGAAGAGCGUACUAACCAGCCUCGGGCCCCAGUCUCCCACAGCAAUGACGACACUCACAAUGAGCAGGCCAGCCGUAAGCAAGGUUCUCUUUUCGUAGAUGAUCAACAGAGUGAUCGAGGCAAUCAGAGCUUCACCAUCAAAAUUGAGGAUGGUGACGACAACCAGCAAAUCCUCUCCGGUUUGUCUCCAUCUACCAAGCGAGCUAGCGACUCUGACGGCCAGGCCAAACGUGGUGGCAAGCGUCAGCGAACAAAGUAG
Fusarium proliferatum ET1 is the source of this 1104-nucleotide messenger RNA. RefSeq lists its product as uncharacterized. The transcript has 2 exons. The record is from RefSeq and is a predicted model, not a curated record. Bases 1 to 1104 code for a protein of 367 amino acids. NCBI's taxonomy places the organism in Eukaryota, Fungi, Ascomycota, Sordariomycetes, Hypocreales, Nectriaceae.